GAUAUCAUUCUUGCACGCAUUUCCGUUAUGAGUUUCAUUUUGGCGGCGAACCGCCCAUAAUCCCACGCUAUAAAACCAAAUAUCGAUAUCAGUUGGAAGUUCUGAAUGUCGGAGGGGGCAUGUUUGUUGUGUGCGUCCAUAACCUAUUUGCCCCCUGUAGGUAAUACUUCUGCACAAGAACAAAGAAACUUCAACGCUGGCUAUCAGUAAAAUGGGCAAGCAAACCACAUUCACACAAGAAAUAAUUUUGUACGCUAUCAGUGCUGCAGUGAGUUGCAUAGUUCUGUUUGUAGGGUUGAAACAGCUUGAUCCCAACAGAGGCGCUGCAAAGAAGGCUGCUGAUCGAAAGAAAGAAAUUGCAAAGAAGCUUGGCCGCCCAUUCGUCAAGACAAACCCUUAUGAGGAUAUAAUUGCAUGUGAUGUCAUCAAUCCAGAUGAUAUUGAUGUUUCCUUUGACUCAAUUGGGGGGCUUGAUGGAGUUAAACAAGCACUGCAUGAACUAGUUAUUCUCCCGUUACAAAGGCCUAAUUUAUUUGCACAUGGAAAGCUCUUAGGACCUCAAAAAGGAGUAUUAUUAUAUGGCCCUCCUGGAACUGGGAAAACAUUGCUUGCCAAAGCAAUAGCAAAAGAAUCUGGAGCAGUGUUUAUCAAUGUUCGGAUUGCUAAUCUCAUGAGCAAAUGGUUUGGUGAUGCCCAAAAGCUUGUGACUGCGCUAUUCACCUUGGCAUACAAGCUUCAGCCUGCCAUCAUCUUUAUCGAUGAGGUUGACAGUUUUUUGGGUCAACGGCGUUCAACUGAGCACGAAGUUCUUACAAAUAUGAAGACGGAGUUUAUGGCUUUGUGGGAUGGCUUUACCACAGAUCAGAAUGCUCGAGUUAUGGUGCUUGCUGCAACAAAUAGACCUUGGGAGCUUGAUGAUGCAAUCUUGCGUCGUCUUCCGCAAGCAUUUGAAGUAGGCAUGCCAGACUGUAAGGAGAGGGCAAAAAUCCUAAAAGUAAUUUUGAAGGGUGAAAAUGUAGAGGAUAAUAUUGACUUUGAUCAUAUAGCUAGCUUGUGUGAAGGAUACAGUGGUUCUGAUUUAACAGAACUUUGUAAGCAAGCAGCAUAUGCCCCAAUUAGAGAGAUGUUGGAGCAGGAAAAGACUGGCCGGAUAACUUCUCAGAUCCCAAGACCCUUAAAUCAGUCAGAUUUGGAGAGGAUCUUGUCAGUUUCAAAGUCAUCCAAGCUUGCAGCGAGUGAGUAUUCAAGUAGAAGACAAACUGAUUUACAGGGUCAGUCAGUGCCAUCCUCUGACCAAUCAGAGGUCACCCUAGCUGAUUUUCUGAAGUUUAUUUCCCUAGUUGGUGGCACUGCAGGCAGAAGAACUCAAGACCCUUGAUGAAAAUGGAACUGAAUCCCUCAGUGGUUGUGGGAGUGUGGCAAAAUUCAAACCCAUUAUACAGCAUCUUCUCACAUAGACUUCCUGAAACAAAGAUAUACUCUGAUGCAAUCAUAUUGAGUGGCUGCUUUUUUUCCGUGCGCUUUUACUGCCUUUUAGGCUUUUUGAGAUGUGCAUUUUUGUGUCUCUAUAAUUCAUUAAUGAGUAUGUACCAGUAGAGGUCACCAUCUCUUAAUCUGAAGAUCUCUCAGUAAAUUUUGCCUGACUUGAAUUAUUUCAAUAAUUAUAGAUUCUUUGUUAAUA
Molecule: messenger RNA, 1681 nt
Organism: Cryptomeria japonica (Japanese cedar)
Lineage: Eukaryota; Viridiplantae; Streptophyta; Pinopsida; Cupressales; Cupressaceae
Exons: 5
Coding region: 212-1378 (388 amino acids)
Cellular component (GO): mitochondrial outer membrane
Molecular function (GO): ATP hydrolysis activity; ATP binding
Source: RefSeq, a predicted model, not a curated record